GUUCGAUCCGUCUAGGCAGAGGUUCUUCGCGGGCCACGCCCCCUGGACCCUGCGGGACCCGCGCGCGACGGCGGGGUGGAGCCUUCUUCGUGACCUUUCACCCCAGCAUGGCUGCGCCCUUGGGACCCGUGAAAUUCUGGCGACCCGGUACAGAGGGGCCAGGUGUCAGCAUCUCUGAAGAGAGACAAAGUGUCACUGAAAAUUCUGGGACAACCAUUGUUUACAAUCCUUACGCCGCCCUUUCCAUAGAGCAGCAGAGGCAGAAGCUGCCCGUGUUCAAGCUUAGGAAUCAUAUUUUAUACUUGAUAGAAAACUACCAGACAGUGGUGAUUGUUGGAGAAACAGGAUGUGGGAAAAGCACACAGAUUCCUCAGUACCUGGCGGAAGCUGGCUGGACAGCCGAAGGAAGAGUGGUUGGCAUUACCCAGCCUCGGAGAGUGGCUGCCGUUACCGUUGCAGGGCGAGUAGCCGAGGAGAGAGGAGCAGUGCUGGGGCACGAGGUGGGCUACUGCAUCCGCUUUGACGACUGCACCGACCCGCUGGCCACAAGAAUCAAGUUUCUUACUGAUGGAAUGCUGGUCAGGGAAAUGAUGGUUGAUCCAUUGUUAACAAAAUAUAGUGUCAUUAUGCUGGAUGAAGCCCACGAGAGGACCUUGUACACUGACAUUGCCAUUGGCUUGCUAAAAAAGAUUCAGAAAAAGCGUGGGGAUCUUCGGUUGAUUGUGGCUUCAGCCACUCUGGAUGCAGAGAAAUUUCGGGAUUUUUUUAAUCAAAAUGAAACCAGUGAUCCAACCAGGGAUACGUGUGUGAUCCUUACAGUGGAAGGGCGAACAUUUCCGGUGGAUAUCUUUUAUCUACAAAGUCCUGUUCCAGAUUAUAUCAAAUCAACUGUGGAAACUGUGGUAAAAAUUCACCAGACAGAGGGAGAUGGAGACAUACUAGCCUUUCUUACUGGCCAGGAAGAGGUGGAAACUGUCGUGUCAAUGCUGAUCGAGCAGGCCCGGGCCCUCGCUCGCACUGGAAUGAAGAAGCACCUCCGGGUUCUCCCCAUGUAUGCAGGUCUGCCUUCCUUUGAGCAAAUGAAAGUGUUUGAAAGGGUCUCACGCAGUGUCAGAAAGGUGAUAGUGGCCACCAAUGUGGCAGAAACCUCCAUUACAAUCGGUGGCAUUGUGUAUGUGAUCGACUGUGGCUUUGUGAAACUGCGGGCCUACAAUCCCAGGACGGCUAUAGAAUGCUUGGUGGUGGUUCCUGUGUCCCAGGCGUCAGCCAACCAGCGCGCAGGACGCGGUGGGCGCAACCGCUCUGGAAAGUGUUACCGCCUUUAUACAGAGGAAGCCUUCGACAAGUUGCCUCAGUCUACUGUUCCUGAGAUGCAGCGGAGCAAUUUGGCCCCUGUCAUCCUGCAGCUGAAAGCGCUAGGGAUUGACAACGUCCUCAGGUUUCAUUUCAUGUCGCCCCCUCCAGCACAGUCGAUGGUUCAAGCUUUGGAGUUACUCUAUGCUCUGGGAGGUCUAGACAAAGACUGUCGUUUAACUGAACCACUUGGCCUGAGAAUAGCAGAGUUUCCUUUGAAUCCCAUGUUCGCCAAAAUGCUGCUUGAGUCAGGAAAUUUUGGCUGUUCUCAGGAAAUUCUAAGCAUUGCAGCCAUGAUGCAGAUCCAGAAUGUCUUUGUGAUCCCCUCAAACCAGAAGUCUCAGGCAAUGCGGGUGCACCGAAAAUUUGCUGUGGAAGAGGGCGAUCACCUCACCAUGCUCAAUGUGUAUGAAGCGUUUAUCAAACACAAUAAGAACUCCCAGUGGUGCCAGGAACAUUUCCUGAAUUACAAGGGUCUUGUCAGAGCUGCGACCGUGAGAGAACAGUUGAAAAAGCUUCUUGUCAAGUUUCAGGUGCCCAAGAAGUCUAGCGAAGGUGAUCCUGAUCCGGUCCUGAGGUGCAUUGUUUCUGGAUUCUUUGCAAAUGCAGCGAGGUUUCAUUCUACUGGAGCUUAUAGGACUAUCCGGGAUGAUCACGAGCUGCACAUCCACCCUGCGUCCGUCCUCUAUGCAGAGAAGCCGCCUCGAUGGGUCAUCUACAAUGAAGUUAUACAGACCUCCAAGUACUACAUGAGAGAUGUGACUGCCAUAGAGUCUGCAUGGCUGUUGGAGUUGGCUCCACACUUUUAUCAGCAAGGAACGCACUUGUCCCUGAAAGCCAAAAGGGCCAAGGUCCAGGACUUGUGAGCUGAGCUCAGUUGCAGUAGCAGUAACUGCUUGGUGGCCUCUUUUCCUUGCUGUCCCUGGCCCCGGGGGUGUGAGCUGGCGCCAGCUCACGUGGAAUCUGCAGCUGCUGUGGAGUGGGCUGCAGCCAGCUCACUGGCUCCUUUCUUCCCACCCUUGCCAGCAUUUGCCUCUUUGCUGAGAUCCAGAGAAGUCCGUGCAUGGGCAGACGCACCACGCGCCGCACUAGGUAGAAUGGGAGUGGGCCAGGCGGCUCUUGGGCUGGUCAGCACGCUCACUGGCCCAGCAGGCCAUUGGCAGCAGGCGCACAAUACUGGCCCAGCUCCUGGGGAAGGAGGAAGAAAGCCAGCUGCUGAAGGCUGCAGUGCCACGUGGGGUGGACAAAGGCUCUGCUGGGCCACCUUUGCUUCCCUGCUGUGGCCAUGGCUGAGUUGACCAGUGAGGACCUCUGCUGGAUGUGCACAAGCGUGUGUGAGUGAAGGCAGGGGACCUUGGAAAUGCUGGGGAUUUCUGCCAGGAUGGCCAAGGGUCAGGUCUGCCAGGGGUCCAAACCGAGCAGCUUGUGUCUGUCUUCUGCCUGUGUCCCUGCUUAACUAUGGCCAGGAGACUGACAAGGGAUUGGUGUCUACAGGAGGACUCCCAUGCACCAUCCCGGGUAGCCGUGGAUUUCUGUCUUUCACAGUGGGCUGAGCUUUCUCUCAGAGCUCAGUGCCACGUCCUGGUGCCAGAGCUGGCACUGGCGAAAGCCCACCAGCUCUGACCCUCAGGGCUCCUCUGUAGCAGGAAUUCACUAAGUUUAGCUGCUCUAAACUUCUGUAGCUCAGGAAUGUAACUCUCGUCUCUGUCUUUGUUUGUCCACGUGUGUUCUCGGGAGAACAUGGGUGGCUCUUCCAGCAGGCACUGGUUUCCUUGUUGCCCCUGUGGCUGCUGAGAUGAUGACUGCUCCUCAACACGACGAUGCAGUGUCCCCUUACUGUUUCAGUGACAAUUAUUUUAAAAACACGUAGCUUGAAAAUUUAUUUUUAUACUGGUUUUAGUUUGGAUGUGCCACUUUUGGCAUCAAACCUGUAUGGCAUUUUUAUUUCCAUUUUAUAAACAUGUAAAUAGUAGUGAUAACUUGUUAAUAAUGGUAAACCUUUAUACCUAAAAUAUACAUAUUCCCUCCCA
Molecule: messenger RNA, 3383 nt
Organism: Marmota monax (woodchuck)
Lineage: Eukaryota; Metazoa; Chordata; Mammalia; Rodentia; Sciuridae
Gene: Dhx35
Product: DEAH-box helicase 35
Exons: 22
Coding region: 108-2219 (703 amino acids)
Cellular component (GO): catalytic step 2 spliceosome; intracellular anatomical structure
Molecular function (GO): RNA binding
Source: RefSeq, a predicted model, not a curated record